Centrocercus urophasianus (Greater sage-grouse) is the source of this 1201-nucleotide messenger RNA. RefSeq names its product UV radiation resistance-associated gene protein-like. The transcript has 6 exons. NCBI's taxonomy places the organism in Eukaryota, Metazoa, Chordata, Aves, Galliformes, Phasianidae. The coding region runs from base 692 to 1186 and encodes 164 amino acids. The record is from RefSeq and is a predicted model, not a curated record.
UAACGUGGUACAUCCACAGUGAAGAUGUGGUGGGCAAGUAGAAGGUUUAUUUUCAGUGUUUGAAUCCCUCUCUCUUUAUUAUCUCAUACUUAGGAGCAUAAACAAGGAAGUUGUCUGUGAUUGGAAGCCCGUUCCCUGCAUGGUGGGCUGACUGGGACAGAAGGGAGGAAGAGCAAAGGCCGAGCUGGAGAUUGAAAUUGUGUUCUCACAGCCCAAAACAGAACAUUCCCCUUCCAACUGGUUUGUAAGCAGUGAGACCUGAGGUUUUUACAAUGAAUUCCAGACUUUGGGUGCAAACAAGUCACAAAACACAGAGAUAAGAACUUGGCUGUGCUCCCUGGGAUGCAAGUGCAGGUCACGAUGCUCUGGAGCUUGUGAAACAGAAGAGGAAAAACUUGUUUGACUUUGCUUGAGGGUGAAUUCAUUGUAGCAUAUUACUUCAACCUGUCACGCAAUUAGCUUGUAAUCCGAAAAGGAACUGGAGAAAGUUGCCCUUCUUGUCAAGAACUGCUCUCUGGUUUAGUUUCUUUGUUUUCUAUUAAUUGGGAAGCGUGCUUGGUCGGUGGUUGACUUGUAUGCUGCUGAAGCUGGGAGGUUUGAAACCUUGGCAUCUUUCUUAAGGCACAUCGGGGCGGCUGUGUUUCUCUGAUCGAACUACCCAGGAAACUGCACAGCUUUAAGAGCAGGUUCAAUGGAUGACUUCCAUCGCCGGCUUCGCCACCUUCGGAAUAUUGCUGCACGUAACAUCAUCAGUAAGAAUGGUUAUCGCCUCUUGGACACGUAUUUCACCCUCCACCUGUGUGAUAACACCAAGAUAUACAAAGAAUUUUACAAGAGUGAAGUGAUCAAGAAUUCUCUGAAUCCAACCUGGAGGAGUUUGGACUUUGGAAUAAUGCCUGAUCGUCUCGAUACGUCUGUCUCGUGUUUCGUUGUGAGGAUCUGGGGUGGCAAGAAGGAGCACUUCCAGCUUCUGAUCGAAUGGAAGGUCAAUCUGGAUGGAUUGAAGUACUUGGGACAGCAGAUACAUGCAAGAAACCCAAACGAGAUUAUUUUUGGUCUCAAUGAUGGUUAUUAUGGAGCUUCGUAUGAGCAGAAGGAUCACUCAGGUACCCUGAAGAACAGCCUCCUCCAGGUGGAUCAGAACUGCGUUCGUAACUCUUACGAUGUCUUCUCUUUGCUUAGGUAAGGAUGUUGAAAAUAC